CUUGUGCGUGCAAGGUUGCUCAAUUGAUUUAUCCGCUGUGCCAAUUAUUUCCAAUUUACGUUUGGUAAACACCUUGAACGUUCGUACUCUUAGCCAAUACUUCGGUGAAAGUACUAUUUUCAGUAUAUAAUGCGUUUCUGUUCCACUUGACGUCCUUUUUUGCAUUGCGCUUCGCAAACGGAACGUCAAGAGUGCAGUCACAUGUUAUCAUUCGUCUAGACUCUAUUGACUCAACAGUUCGUCUUAUUAAAAUAUAAGAAAUAGUGGAAAAACAUAAAAAUCAGAAACAACGGGAGUGAUGAUUAAUUUUUAAAAGUCUAAGAAAGUUGUGCAACAAAAUCUGAUAAAAUGCAUCUUACAAAAGAGGAUUGCAGUACCAUGAUUAAUAUUACGGUAUUAAAAUUAAAGUUCCUUUUAAAAUCGUCAGCUCGACAUUGAUUGGAGUCAUUUAACUAUUUAUAAUAACAGUCUACGAAUAUAUCGCAAGCAUAUCAAAUUAAUAAAAUAAAAAUAUAAUAAAAUAUAAAUAAUGGUUCUGAUAAUGUUCAUCGAAUUAAUAAUGUGGUUCAUCAUCCUGUUCAUCGUGACUAUUUUAAUUUUGAAAGUAUGCCACAGUUAUAAUCGACCGCAAAAAUUUCCACCAGGUCCUAAGGGGUUACCAUUAAUUGGAAAUAUCCUCGACAUAAUACGACUAGUAAACGAAACGAAAUUCUACGCGGAUGCCUGGUGUCGACUGGCUGAAAAAUACGGACCAGUAGUCGGUAUCAGAUUAGGUUUUGAUGAACCGAUGAUCAUUGUUUCUGGCAAACCGGCUAUCACGGAGAUGCUAAAUCGGGCGGAAUUCGAUGGGAGACCAAACGGAUUCCUAUUUAGAUAUAGAACCGGUGGCACUCGACAAGGAAUACUGUUUACGGAUACAAAUGUUUGGCAAAAUCAAAGAAGAUUUGCAUUGAAAACACUAAAGCAAUACGGUUUCGGGAAAAACUCGAUGGAAGAAAUGCUGAAACACGAUGCGAUCACAUUAACAAAUGUCGUUCUCGAGUUAACGAGAAGGGGUACGAUUAAAACAAUUAGCUCUGUUGUCUCAGCGGCCGUUUUGAGCAGCCUAUGGUUUCUGAUAGAUGGUACAAAAUUUGAUGUCGGAACGGAAGAUCCGAAUCUGGCGGAAGCGAUCAAUAUUUUACAAAGUCUCACAAGUAACUCAAGCGUUCCUGGCGGUAUUUUAAAUUAUUUCCCAUUCCUGAGACACCUGUUCCCAAAUUUAACAGGGUUCUCGGUAUUCGCUGAACGACAGAAACGCAUAAACAAUUUCUUCGCAGACGUAAUUACUAAACACAAGCGACACGGAAUCGACGACCAAUGUACAAAUUUUAUAGAUGCUUAUUUGAAAGAAAUAGAAGCGCAAAAAGAAUCGAAUUCGGGUUACACGUUUUUCAAUGAGACUCAAUUGUUAUUCGUGAUAAAGGAUUUAUUUGCUGCUGGCGUUGACACAACUAAUAACACUAUUGGUUUCGUGAUAGCGUUUCUUGUCGUCCAUCAAGACGUACAAGCUAAAGUAUACGACGAGAUCAGUCGAGUCGUUGGUAAAGACGUUUAUCCGUCUUUGAAUGACAAAGACAGAUUGCCAUAUUUGAGAGCAGUUUUAGCUGAAGUGUCGAGAUUAGCUAAUGUCGGGCCAACGUCUAUACCCCAUCGUGCGAUAGUUGACACAGAUUUACUGGGUUAUGAGAUUAAACGAAAUUACACGCUGUUGGCUAAUUUUAAGAGCGUUCAUAUGAGCAAAGAACAUUGGGGAGAUCCGGAAGUGUUCCGACCGGAAAGGUUCAUCGACGAGAACGGAAAAUUCAUUACCGAUUCUUGGCUAAUGCCCUUCGGAUUAGGGCGAAGAAAAUGUCUAGGCGAGACUUUAGCGAAAAAUACAGUUUUCCUUUUUAUGGCAAGUUUAUUGCAAAGAAUACGUUUCACAUUGCCAUCUGACCAUCCCAAACCUUCUCUUCGAGGCAUUGAAGGAUUUGUUGUCACACCGCCUGUUAUGGAUAUUGUUGCUCUUCAAAGAUAAACCAUUAUGAUAAAA
This is a messenger RNA of Ceratina calcarata, 2074 nucleotides long. RefSeq names its product methyl farnesoate epoxidase-like. The transcript is spliced from 9 exons. NCBI's taxonomy places the organism in Eukaryota, Metazoa, Arthropoda, Insecta, Hymenoptera, Apidae. Gene Ontology annotation, biological process: xenobiotic metabolic process. The record is from RefSeq and is a predicted model, not a curated record. Bases 530 to 2059 code for a protein of 509 amino acids. Gene Ontology annotation, molecular function: steroid hydroxylase activity; iron ion binding; heme binding. Gene Ontology annotation, cellular component: intracellular membrane-bounded organelle; cytoplasm.